UAUGUUCAACUUAAUAUAAUAAAAUUUGUCAUCUCAACCUGAACACUGGAAACGAACUAUAUAUUUCUGUUUACAUGAGCAAAUAUAAAUCUUUUCUCUAUAAGAAAAAUGGAAUAUAUCAACAAUCCGACAUAUAAAUACGAUACUGCUAUUGAACUUGAAGAAUUCAGAGAUGAUGAUCAGCCUUAUGUAAAUGAAGCAGCUUUAAAUACAUAUGAGGUAUUACCUGAAAAAAAUACUCAUAAAUCGAGAAAAGAAUACAGAGAGCAUGUAUAUAGUGAUUUGGUAGAACAGGAGUUGGAUUAUGAAAAUCUAGAGAAGUUGAAAAGAGAUCCAGAAAAAAGAACUGGAAUAUUGACUCGUGAAAGCGAAGAUGAUACUGAAUUCAGUUCUUACAACAUACGCCAAAAGUCGCCUGGCAUACAGCGCAAAGACGUGAGAUCAGACUAUGAAACAGCAUACACAACUCCUCUGCAAACCCGUUACCGAGCUAGUGUUUAUAGCAUUCUACGGAAACGGAGAUUUAGUUGUCUAAGAAGAAAAUGGAAAAUACUGUUGUUACUAUUGAUCAUUUUCUUGCUAGUUACAGGAGUUGUAAUAGCCGUCAUUCUUGUCACAACGACCGAACAACCAGUUGAAAAUACUCUCAACGUUAAACAAGAAACAACUACAACGUAUCUUUUGGAGGGCCCCAGUGGCAGUUCGGAGGGCUCUGGUAGUACAGAGGUCUACGGUAGUACGGACGGCUCUGGUAACAGUACGGAGGGCUGUGGUAGUACGGACGGCUAUGGUGGCAGUACGGAAGGCUCUGGUGGUACGGAUGGAUACGGUAGUACGGACGGCUCUGGUGGUAGUACGGAAGGCUCUGGUGGUACGGAUGGCUACGGUAGUACGGACGGCUCUGGUGGCAGUACCGAUGGCUCUGGUAGUACGGAGGGCUGCGGUAGUACGGACGGCUCUGGUGGCGGUACGAAGGGCUCUGGUGGCAGAAUUCCUGUUUGGGAUGCUUCAUGGGAUGAUGAGUUUGAUGGUUCGUGAAGUUGCACUUGCGGAGAAUCAAAUGAGAAAAAUGUUCCUUGUGAGCACAAAAUGGCGGAUUUGAAAUGAAAUCAUCAAACUUGCGAAUUUUAAAGAGUUUAUAAAUAUAUAUUGAAAAAGCACAUUGAUUGGACGUAUUUUACAUAGUCCUAAAUACAGACAUAAAGAUUAUCCAAAAUUAACACUUAUUGUAAAGUUUAACUACUAUGUUGACACUGAAACAGUCGUGGUUUGUACAAGGACCAAAAUAUCAGAGUAGACAGGGACAAUCGAAGAGAAAUUACAAACGAACGUAAGCAUUUUGUACAACUCUUCUGAAACUAAAAAGGGAUGACUAAAUAUCGAAAAAUGCAGAAAAAGUGUCAAACUAGGUUUUUCGUCAAGGGUAAAAUGGUUUAAGACAUGUUUCCCGAUUGGUUUAGCGUACUACGUUACAUAACAGUAUAGUAGCAAUAUCAAAGGAGGGAUUCAAAGGCGACAAUACCCCUUGUUCAUUGUCGUGAUUUAUCUCUUUAUCCACUUUUUUUACAUAGUUAUUAGGGAGUUCAUUUAGAUUCUUUUAUAAUGGUCUUGAGCGCAUUUGAAUACAUGUUAGCACAUUUUUGUACUGGGAGCUGAAAAGUGACAGCAAGUGAUAGAAUAGGGGAGAUUAUGUAUAAAAAUUAACUUGCAAUAGCUUGAAAUUUGAUGAAAUAAGCUGCAAAAUGCUUCAAAUUGUUCAUACAUAAUUAUCAUCUUCAUUCUAAACUGUUUUAUUAAUACAUUUUCCGUUGACAUAGCUAGGAAUGAUACAUGAGCCAUAGCAGUUAUGCUAGGAAUUCAGCGUACUUGAACGAGACUGAUGUGAACCAAUUAUUGAAUGUAACAGAUACGUCUAGAGGAAGGACGAGAUAUUCGAAACUAUACUGAAACCGGCAGAUAUGAAUACAAAUAAAAAUGUGAACACAAUAUCACAUGACAACCUGUUGAUUUAAACAUACAAUAUACCUGAAAUUUAACUUAUAACAAAACAGUCCUUACCUGACAAAAACCAAACCAAAGGUUGUAAAUACAAGUGGAAGGAAGCCGUCAAAAAUAUCCAAAUGUACAUGUAAACUAAAGAACAUAGACAAAAAUACGUAGAAAACAAGCUUCUAUGCCGAGAAAGAGCCAAGACAAACAUGUAAAGCAAAACUGCAAUUUUUUUUAUUUUUUUUUUGUAAAUCCACGGGUUUAAGGAUUUUUAAUUGCACAACUGGUGCAACCAAAAGUAAAGCUACAACGUC
This is a messenger RNA of Mercenaria mercenaria, 2303 nucleotides long. RefSeq names its product keratin, type I cytoskeletal 9-like. Bases 109 to 1038 code for a protein of 309 amino acids. NCBI's taxonomy places the organism in Eukaryota, Metazoa, Mollusca, Bivalvia, Venerida, Veneridae. The record is from RefSeq and is a predicted model, not a curated record. The transcript has 3 exons.